AUGACAAAUUGUGAGACUUCACCAAUUUCCAGUACAAGUAAAUUUAGCUCAUAUAACAUUCAUUCAUCACCUAACACACCUGCAUCCACAUUCUAUACUACUGGUUCUUCUCCUUAUACUUUAUCUCAAUUCACAAGUCCAACAAAAUCUACAAAUGAAACCACAACACUAUCUCCAAUGCUUACACCAUUUAAAUAUUCAAAUAUUCAUACAGGUACAUCAAAACCCAUUAAUACUAUCACAAACUCAAAUUCAACAUCUACAUCGUCUAAAGCUUCAAGCACAUCUGCAAGUCCAUCAAAAUCUACAACUCCAACUAGAUUUCCUGUAAUUAAAUUUGUAACAAAACCUACUAAUACAACCACAACCUCAACUCCAAUCACUUCACCACCAAAACCUGCUAGUGCCAUCACACAUAUAACUUCAUCAAUCAUAAAACCUACUAAUACUAUCACAACUUCAAUUUCAACGCCGUCCAAAGCUUCAAGUACACCUGCAAGUACAUCAAAAUCUACAACUCCAACUGCAUUUCCUAUAAUUAAAUUUGUAACGAAGCCUACUAGUACCAUCACAACAUCAACCCCAAUGGCUCUACCACAAAAACAUACUAGUACCAUCACAACCUCAACUCCAAUGGCCCCACCACAAAAACAUAGUACCAUCACCCCUCUAAAUCCAACGGCUACUUCAUCUAUUAUAAAACCCACUAAUAUUAUCACAAACUCAACUUCAACAUCCACACCAUCCAAAGCUUCAAGUGCACAUGCAAAUGCAUCAAAAUCUACAACUCCAACUAGAUUUCCUAUAAUUAAAUUCGUAACGAGACCUGCUAGUACUAUCACAACCUCAACCCCAAUGGCUCCACCACCCAAACCUACUAGUACCACCGCACCUCUAAAUUUGACAGCUAUCUCAUCUAUUAUAAAACCCAUUAAUAUUAUCACAAACUCAACUUCAACAUCCACACCAUCCAAUGCUUCAAGUAUACAUGCAAAUACAUCAAAAUCUACAACUCCUAGAUUUCCUAUAAUUAAAUUCGUAACGAGACCUGCUAGUACCAUCACAACCUCAACUCCAAUGGCUCCACCACCCAAACCUACUAGUACCACUGCACCUCUAAAUCCGACAGCCACCUCAUCUAUUAUAAAACCCAUUAAUAUUAUCACAAACUCAACUUCAACAUACACACCAUCCAAUGCUUCAAGCAUACAUGCAAAUACAUCAAAACCUACAACUCCAACUACAUUUCCUGCGUAUCUAUCUACUGGAAGGUUUGUAGAGGAUUCACAUCUGCGCCAUAGUUUUAUUCUAGAUUCAGAUGAUUAUUUCUAUGCAAAUGAAGAAAUCCGUAAUUAUAAAAGAACAUGA
Messenger RNA from Entrophospora sp. SA101, 1368 nucleotides. Lineage: Eukaryota; Fungi; Glomeromycota; Glomeromycetes; Entrophosporales; Entrophosporaceae. The record is from the annotation of a GenBank genome assembly.